UUUUUCUCCAAAACCCCACCUUCCUCCUCCCGCCUUUUUUCUCUCCCGCCGCGCAAAACCCUAGCCUUCUCCGAUUCAACUCUCCCUUGCACUUACCCCAACCACUGUAAAUGGCGGCGGCGGAAGCACCAGCACCGUCUCAAUCCGAAAUCGCGAACGAAGGACCGGUUCUCAAUCUAGUCAACAAGCGUCUCCGCGCGCUGCGGAAGAAGCUCAAUCGCAUCUCGCAGAUGGAAGAAUCUCGCGCUCAGGGUAAAACUCUCAACAAAGAGCAGGAGGAAACCGUCCGUUCAAAACCCUACGUCGUUGCCGGCAUAGAGGAGUUCGAGAAAAUCCGCCAGCCGCUCCUCAGCGCCGUUGAUCAGGAAAUUGAGCUCGCUCUAGCGAAGAACAGCCACAAAACUGACAGCUCGACGGGCGAAUUCGCGAACGAAGGAGUCGCCGCCGCCGAGCCGGAGGGGAAGGAACAGAUCGGCGACGCUUCUGCGGUUUCUGAUCUGCUAAAUCUGCUGUAUUUCGGUAUCAUUUUCGAUGUGCAGACUCUAAUGAGUGCGAACGAUAACAUGCUGAGGAGGACGCACGAGAGGAAUUGCUGCUUGACGUACGACUACGUUACAGACGAUGAUGCUGCUGGCGAUCCUCUGAAAGAGUUAGAUUUGGACGUGAUUGCGGCGGUUGGGGGUUUGUUGAUUUCACGACCGGUUAAUUCGAGCUUGUCACAUAAGGAUUCGCUGGAGAAGUGUGCUGAGCAUGCUAAGCUAUGGCUAACCAACGCUGACCAACCAAUUGAGGCGGGGUCAAAUAUCACUUAUGCCGGAUUGAGGGAAAAGUUAAACAAAAUUAUGGCGUCAGAGUACUUUACAACUACUCCAGAGAUAAAGGCUCCAGUUGAUGUGGCUGCUGCUGCUGCUGGAAAUUAUACUUUUCAGGUGCUGCCAGUCCAUGGUUCUGUGAUUCCUCCAGCCAGCAUGCAUGUCCCAGUGGAAAGCUCGGGUACUGAGUUUCAGCAAGAGGAAGAACAGUCACCCAAUUCCCCAGACAAUGAAAUAUAUGGUGAUGAAGCAGCCGGACGAGUUGAACUUCACCAGGGAGGAUUAGAUGUACAAAAUCAAUCAGAAGAUCAGGCCGAAACAGAGCAUGGCAUACCCGACAGUGAUGCUUAUCAAGACUUGACAGAUGCUGACAUGAAGGAGCAGCAUCACACCCCUCGUAAGCCAUAUCAGAACUACAGAGGUGGACGUGGUGGUAAUGGCCGCAGAGGAGGAUACAGCAAUGGCCGUGGAGGGCGAGGGGGCAAUAGGGGAGGCUAUGAUCAGCCUGGUGGUUAUCAGCCAAGGAACAAUUAUAACUACAGAGGCCGAGGCGGCAGGGGUAUGGGUGGAAACUUUGGUUACCAGGGCCCACCUGGCAACGCUCAAACUGCAUCCUAGAUCUUUUUCCAAGGUAGUAGUAUCAUGGAAAAACCUUUGCACCCUUUUUCGGUGUUUAAUGUGGAAGUACAUUGACGAGUAAAUGAAAUACUUUUGAACUUUAAA
Molecule: messenger RNA, 1535 nt
Organism: Salvia splendens (bonfire salvia)
Lineage: Eukaryota; Viridiplantae; Streptophyta; Magnoliopsida; Lamiales; Lamiaceae
Exons: 4
Coding region: 111-1430 (439 amino acids)
Source: RefSeq, a predicted model, not a curated record